Erigeron canadensis is the source of this 2374-nucleotide messenger RNA. RefSeq names its product ABC transporter G family member 15-like. Gene Ontology annotation, cellular component: membrane. Gene Ontology annotation, molecular function: ATP hydrolysis activity; ABC-type transporter activity; ATP binding. The coding region runs from base 139 to 2253 and encodes 704 amino acids. NCBI's taxonomy places the organism in Eukaryota, Viridiplantae, Streptophyta, Magnoliopsida, Asterales, Asteraceae. The transcript is spliced from 9 exons. The record is from RefSeq and is a predicted model, not a curated record.
UCAACCAAAUGCAUUCCUUCUACUCAAAUUCCAAACCGAAAGCAGAUAAGCCCAUGUGAAACCAAAGGACUAUUAAAAAUUUCUUAUAAGUAUUCUCAUUUGGGCUCACUUUCCAAAAACUGAUCAACCCAUCCACCAAUGGAGAUAGAACCAGCCAGCUGCAGCAGUACUACUGGAGGCUACUAUCGUGACUACGAUGCUACGAACAAUGACGGCGAGGGAGAAGUGAGUAGUCUAGGCGGAAUAAAGAGCAUGAGUAUGAGGGAACGAGCAACGAAUUUGGUUUGGCGAGAUUUGACUGUGGUUUUGCCAAAUUUUGGUCAUGGACACACCAAGAGAUUGCUACGUGGGAUUAGUGGAUACGCGGAACCAGGUCGAAUCAUGGCCAUUAUGGGCCCGUCUGGUUCUGGCAAAUCCACCCUUCUUGAUUCUUUAGCUGGUAGAUUAUCAAAGAACGUUGUAAUGACCGGAGACAUUCUGCUCAAUGGCGAGAAGAAAAAACUUACCUAUGGUGCUGUUGCUUAUGUAACACAAGAAGAUGUACUAAUGGGGACACUAACAGUUCGAGAAACUAUCACGUACUCUGCUUAUUUGAGGCUUCCAAGUACAUUGACAAACGAAGAAGUGAAGGAUAUAGUUGAGGCAACCAUAAUGGAGAUGGGUUUGGAGGAUUGUGGUGAUACAUUGAUUGGAAAUUGGCAUCUAAGAGGCCUUAGCGGCGGGGAAAAGAAGAGAUUAAGCAUUGCUCUUGAAAUCCUUGUACGCCCACGCCUCUUGUUUCUUGACGAACCAACGAGUGGCCUUGAUAGUGCAUCAGCCUUUUUUGUAGUUCAAGCUCUAAAAAGUAUUGCCCGUGAUGGAAGAACCGUGGUUUCAUCAAUUCACCAACCUAGUAGUGAAGUUUUUGCCUUGUUUGAUGAUCUUUUUCUUUUAUCUGGAGGAGAAACUGUGUACUUUGGAGAAGCAAGAGAUGCUAUUACGUUCUUUGCAGACACGGGGUUUCCAUGUCCGACCAAGAGAAAUCCAUCAGAUCAUUUUCUCCGCUGUAUCAAUUCAGAUUUUGAUGUCGUAACAGCCACUUUAAAAGGAUCACAAAGACAUUAUGAAGAACCAAAAGGACCAGACGCUUAUAUCAAGUUUUCAACAUCUGAGAUCAAAGCAACACUAGCCGAGAAAUAUAAAUGGUCAAAAUACGCCAAGAGAGUACAAUCAAAAAUGAAAGAACUGUCAGCAUUAAGUGGGCCUCAGAUGAGCACGAUUAAACCAAGUCAAGCAGGCUGGUGGAAGCAACUCACCACACUGACUCGGAGAUCUUUCAUAAACAUGUCAAGAGACAUUGGAUAUUACUGGCUACGGUUAAUUAUCUACUCCAUUGUGUCCAUAUGCGUUGGUACAAUCUUUUAUGAUGUUGGUACAGGGUACACCGCGAUCCUAGCACGAGGUGCUUGUGGUGGUUUUAUAACAGGGUUCAUGGUUUUCAUGUCCAUUGGAAGCUUCCCAUCUUUCAUUGAAGAUAUGAAGAUUUUUACAAGAGAAAGGCUCAAUGGGUACUAUGGGGCUGCUGUGUUCAUACUAUCCAACCUCCUUUCCUCUAUACCAUUUAUGUUUGCGAUUUCAUUAAUCACCGGGACUAUAACAUGGAACAUGGUGAAAUAUCGACAUGGGUUCUCUAGAUACGUCUACUAUUGUCUCAAUCUCUUUGCCUCAAUAGCAGUGGUUGAAAGUUGCAUGAUGGUUGUUGCAUCACUAGUUCCCAAUUUCUUGAUGGGGAUUGUAACUGGGGCCGGAAUCAUAGGGAUCAUGAUGAUGACCUCUGGUUUCUUUCGGCUACUACCUGAUCUUCCAAAACCUUUUUGGCGGUAUCCAAUUUCAUACAUAAACUAUGGAUCAUGGUCACUACAGGGAGCGUACAAGAAUGACAUGUUAGGACUGGUGUUCGACGGCCUAGCACCAGGCGACCCAAAAUUGACAGGAGAAGAUGUUAUCACAAAAAUGUACCGACUACCUUUGAAUCACUCAAAAUGGUGGGAUUUGACUGCGAUAUUUGCCAUUCUGGUUGGUUAUCGCAUCGUAUUCUAUAUGGUUCUUAGCUUUAAAGAGAGAGCAUCACCAUUUUUCCGAUCCAUGUAUGCAAAAAGAACACUCUAUCGUUUAAACAAGCGCCCAUCGUUCAAGCGAUUCCCAUCUUCUAGACGAUACCAUAAUCUUAGGCCUUUGUCUUCACAAGAGGGCCUUAGUUCCCCAAUUCCAUAGUAGUUUACACACUAUCAUUUCAAGAUUGUGUAAGUCUAAAUUUUGUUAUCUUAAUAUGGUUUUUUUGCUUCUACAUUUACAUCUUUGAUUCUCUUCAUUAGUGUACUUUAUUUUUUUCACA